AUGUUAGAAACACGUUCAGCUAUUUAUAAGAUGAUAGAAGUAGCACGUGAUGACAGACAAAUUGAUAAUUGGCCACCACCAUUUUUGUCCGAUAUAACAGAAUAUAAUGAAAAAGAUUUUGAUACAACUGUUAGACGUUCAUGUGAAAGAAAAGAUUUAACUUUAAAAAUGGCAAAGGCAAUCGUAAUCGGUGACGUUUCGGUUGGAAAAUCAUGUCUAGUUAAUCGAUUUUGUCAUAAAAUAUUUGAUAACAACUAUAAAGCAACAAUUGGUGUAGAUUUUGAAGUAGAAAGGUUUGAUAUUCUUGGAGUACCUUUUCACUUUCAAAUAUGGGAUACUGCAGGUCAAGAAAGAUUUAAAUCUAUAGCUGCAUCUUAUUACAGAGCUGCAAAUGUGAUUAUAGUCGUUUUUGACUUGACCAAUUUGAUAUCUUUAGGACACUGUCAACAAUGGUUAAAUGAAGCUGCUAAAAGUAACACAGAGCCAUAUUAUAUAUUUUUAGUAGGCACAAAACGAGAUUUAUUGUCUAAUCAAGUAUAUAGAAUAAUAGAAAAACGAGCGUGCGAAGUAGCGCGAAAAAUGAAAGCAGAAUUUUGGGCUGUUUCUGCUAGAACUGGAGAUGGAAUAACAGGAUUAUUCAAAAGAGCAGCUGUAUUAUCUUUUCAUGGUAUAAUUCAACAUGAAUUGCAAAAUAUGAAACCAAAAUCAAUCAACAUUGGUUCUGAUUUAAUAAUGAGCGCAACACAACCUAAAGCGAUAAGAAUGGCAGAUUCUCCGGUGCUGGAGAACGAAGACAAGACAGAGAUUCUGGACGAACCACUCUUCAAUACCCUCGACAUUAUACUCCUUAGUGCUCUCUUAUUAGCUGCACUAUGGUGGUUAAUGCGCCGCAAUAAACAAGAGGAAUACACGCCUGUUACGAAAUCCUAUUCUAUUCAACCAACGCUGUUUCCUGCGGUACAAGCAUCAGAAAAUUCAUUCAUAAAAAAAUUAAAGACUUCUGGAAGAAGUUUGGUAGUAUUUUAUGGUAGUCAAACUGGGACUGCUGAAGAAUUUGCUGGUAGACUGGCCAAAGAAGGUAUCCGGUACAAAAUGAAAGGAAUGGUAGCUGAUCCUGAAGAAUGUGAUAUGGAAGAGUUAAUACAUCUGAAAACAAUUCCAAACAGUUUAGCAGUAUUCUGUUUAGCUACAUAUGGAGAAGGUGACCCCACAGACAAUGCUAUGGAAUUUGUUGAUUGGUUAAAAAAUGGUGAUGCUGAUUUAAGUGGAUUGAACUACGCUGUAUUUGGUCUUGGAAAUAAAACAUAUGAACAUUAUAAUGAGGUAGCUAUAGAUGUUGAUCGUAGAUUAGAACAACUUGGUGCUACUCGUGUCUUUGAACUUGGAUUGGGAGAUGAUGAUGCUAAUAUAGAAGAUGAUUUUAUCACAUGGAAGGAUAAAUUUUGGCCAACAGUUUGUGACUACUUUGGUAUUGAAGGUGCAGGUGAAGAUGUUAGUAUAAGACAAUACAAACUAACUGAGCACAUUGAUUUACAAACUGAACGCAUUUAUACUGGAGAGAUAGCUCGUCUUCACUCAUUUAAGAAUCAGAGAGCACCAUUCGAUGCAAAAAAUCCUUAUUUAGCUCCAGUAAAAGUGAAUCGUGAACUUCAUGGCCCAAUUUCGGAAAGGUCAUGCAUGCAUAUAGAAUUUGACAUAGAAGGAUCAAAAAUGCGAUACGAAGCUGGUGAUCAUUUAGCAGUAUAUCCUGUAAAUAAUGCAGAAUUAGUAAAUAAAAUUGGUGAAAAAUGUGGUGUAAAUUUAGAUACUGUGUUCACUCUUACAAAUACAGAUGAGGAAUCUACAAAAAAACAUCCAUUCCCUUGCCCAUGUUCUUACAGAACUGCUUUGACGCAUUAUUUAGAUAUUACUAGUAAUCCACGCACUCAUAUUCUUAAAGAAUUAGCAGAAUAUUGCAAUGAUCCAAGUGAUAAAGAAAAAUUGAAGUUAAUGGCAUUAACUAGUGCAGAAGGUAAAGCUGCUUAUCAACAAUGGAUAGUUCAAGAAAAUAGAAAUAUUGUACACAUCUUAGAAGACAUUCCCAGCUUAAAACCAGCAUUGGAUCAUCUUUGUGAACUUUUACCAAGAUUACAAUGUCGAUAUUAUUCAAUUUCUUCAUCUCCCAAGUUAUAUCCAACAUCGAUUCAUAUUACUGCAGUUGUAAUAGAAUACAAAACACCUACUGGUAGAAUUAACAAAGGUGUAACUACUAGUUGGUUAAAAGAAAAACAUCCUUCAGAUCCACCAUGUUACGUCCCCAUUUUCGUGCGAAAAUCUCAAUUCCGUUUACCAACUCGAAUGUCGACUCCCAUUGUCAUGAUUGGCCCAGGCACUGGUAUAGCACCAUUUAGGGGAUUCAUACAAGAACGUGAUCUUGCAAGGAAAGAAGGAAAAGAAGUAGGAAAUACAAUUUUGUAUUUUGGAUGUAGGAAACGAGAUGAAGAUUAUCUUUAUAAAGAAGAUCUCGAAGAAUAUGUAAAAAGCGGUACAUUAGUAUUACAUACUGCAUUUAGUAGAGAACAGUCUCAGAAAGUAUAUGUUACACAUUUAUUAGAAAAGAAUAAAGACGAGUUAUGGAGUGUUAUUGGUGAACAAAAUGGGCAUAUUUAUGUGUGUGGUGAUGCAAAAAAUAUGGCACGUGAUGUACACAAUAUCUUAUUAAAAGUUGUAAUGGAGAAAGGAAAAAUGUCGGAAUUAGAUGCUGCAAAUUAUGUAAAGAAAAUGGAUUCACAAAAACGUUACUCAAGUGACGUAUGGAGUUGAAUGACAUUAUUUAACUUAAUUUUAUAAAUAUUUAUAAGUUAAAUUGUUUAUGCAAAUUUUUUAAAAAUGUGCCUUUAUGAAAAAGGCUAACGGUAAUCAUCUUCGUACAGUUGUACGAUAUGCAUGUAAUCGUUUAAAAUACUAAUUAAUAAUUAUAGACACCAGCAAAAUCAUAC
Molecule: messenger RNA, 2978 nt
Organism: Eufriesea mexicana
Lineage: Eukaryota; Metazoa; Arthropoda; Insecta; Hymenoptera; Apidae
Gene: Cpr
Product: Cytochrome P450 reductase
Exons: 17
Coding region: 1-2802 (933 amino acids)
Biological process (GO): response to hormone
Cellular component (GO): cytosol
Molecular function (GO): FMN binding; flavin adenine dinucleotide binding; GTPase activity
Source: RefSeq, a predicted model, not a curated record